AAAAAAAGAGGGGGUGUGGUGGUCGAGGGGUAGGUACGGAAACGUCCCGUGCGGGAUGGGAUCGGGGGAUCGUGAGGAUGGCGAAAGAGGUUGGGUUUGGUUGGUGGGAUGAACGUGUGCAGGCAGCGAGAGGUGUGUCAACACAACAACAACAGAACAGGACAGGACAGAACAGAACCAGGCGAUCGUCUAGACAGAUGCAGGGAAAGGCCGUGAUGCGCGAUGCGCGAUGCAGGCGUUAAGAGGGCUUUUUUCCGCUAGACACUGGCAAAUGUGUCGGGAGCUAGAGGCGCGCGUGCAUGUGCAUGAUAUGUAUGUAUGGAUGUAUGUAUGUAUGUGCGAGGGCUGCGCGUCUUGUGGGUGGUGGGCAGACGAACGUAGUUCACGGCGGCGAAGGAUUCAGUCCUGCUCCCCUCCCCUCCCCCCCAUGCCGUGCUGCCUCGCCCGCCGCCACAUUGUCCCGCCAUAGACGCGGCAGGACACCCUUCACGGCCUCUGUGAGGUGGUUGCUUCUACACCGCCAGUCUCUAGAUGGUGCCUCGGGCCCAAUCGCAAACCACCAUCCCUACUGGCCAGGCGCAAACGUGCAUAACAAGCUGCCGGAUUCGAUUGCGCACGAGGUGAUUUGGUACGUGGACAACGCAGCGCGGUUCAGAUUCUGCGCCCUGGACAUGACGGCCGUGGCGGGGGGGUUGUCAACAGCCUGUCCAGCCCAGGAAGGCGAGAAGGCGAGGAAGGUAGGUACGACGACAGCAGCCGUCCUGACAGCUUCGGGCGGGAGGGGCAUAUUUCACGUCACUAGUGUACCACAGUUCCCACUUUGUUACAAAGACAUGCCCAAGGCCCCAACACACGCAGCGCAUCGAAUCGAAUUGAACUUGGGUCGUUAUGGAAUUUAUCACCAUGCCUGCUGCAUAGGUGGCAAAACGAUCUAGAACGGACACACCACCCACCAUACCUGCAUACAACGCCCACACACACACACACACCAAAGCACCGCGACUCCGCCACCCCAGGGUAUCAACACAAGACAAUCCACCAUCGUCCCCAAACAAAAAACCAAGCAACACAGCGGACGCUAGAUACAG
Messenger RNA from Dothidotthia symphoricarpi CBS 119687, 1088 nucleotides. RefSeq lists its product as uncharacterized. The record is from RefSeq and is a predicted model, not a curated record. Lineage: Eukaryota; Fungi; Ascomycota; Dothideomycetes; Pleosporales; Dothidotthiaceae. The transcript has a single exon. The coding region runs from base 300 to 935 and encodes 211 amino acids.